CUUCCCUCUCUCACCACCACUCCCCUCUCCCUCCCACCUCCGGCCCCUCCCCCGGUCUCACCUCCACCUGCCCAGCGCCCGCAGACCGAGAUGGGAGCCGCCGGAGUUGAGAUUUUGUAACUAGUCGCUAGUCCUUGAACUGCCUGCCAAUUCGAGGUUUGCCGGCACCAUUUCCAGGACCAUCGCACGAUUUCUAAAGUGCAGCGAUCACAAUUAGCUCAACAUCCUGGGAGAGUAGUGGCUACAGAUUGUGGAUUGAAGCAUCGAGGACCAGAGGUCACAGGUACAAAAUAAAGGAGAAAAGAAUUAAUAGUGAAACGAGGAUAAACAUUUUGACACAUUGGAAUCUGGAAUGCACUACCUGCAGAUGUGCUGGAGGCAGGUUCUGUUGUGGCCUUGAAGAGUGAAUUGGAUAAAUACAUGGCCAUUGUCUCUCGAGGUUUGGAUCCAUACUUGCUGCAUUAAGUGACCCAUUCCUUACCCAAAAUCACUGAGAAAGUAACUGGGAAAAGACAGAGGCAUUGGCCAUCAGUGCAAUGGAACGAAUCCAGCAAGGCUUCCAGAAACGCACAUUAACCAAGUCGCGGUUUCGGAAGAUUACCAGUGAAGAUGUGAAGAAAUUUGGCAAGAACAAUGUGUUUGUGCUGUUCACUGUGGUGGCAGUUAUUGCUGGUGUCGUACUUGGCUUUUGUCUCAGGAAAUAUCAAAUGAGCUUUCGCCAGGUGAAAUACUUCUCCUUCCCAGGAGAACUGCUGAUGCGCAUGUUACAUAUGAUGGUGAUGCCUCUCAUCAUUUCCAGUUUGGUGACAGGCAUGGCUGCCCUGGACAGCAAAGCCUCUGGGAAAAUGGGAUUGCGAGCAGUGGUCUACUACACCACCACCACUGUCCUGGCAGUGAUAACUGGAAUCAUCAUAGUGUUGAUCAUCCAUCCUGGAGGAGGAGGCAAGGACAAGAUGCAUCGGGAGGGCAAGAUCGACAAAGUGCAUUCAGCUGACGCAUUCAUGGAUUUAGUAAGGAAUAUGUUUCCCCCGAACCUGGUGGAGGCUUGCUUCAAACAGUUUAAAACCAACUAUGGCACAAGAAAGGUCACCCCGGUCAUCGUGGAGAAUGGAACUCUCAGCCCAGCUGUGGUGAUCACCAACGUCACCCAGGCUGUGAAACUGCUCCUGGAAGCCACAGAGGAGCUGGUCCCAGUCCCAGGCUCUGUCAACUCCGUCAAUGCCCUUGGGCUUGUUGUGUUCUCCAUGAGUUUUGGGCUUGUAGUUGGAGCAAUGAAGGAAGAGGGAAGAGCGCUUGGAGAAUUCUUCAACUGCCUUAAUGAAGCGAUUAUGCGUUUGGUGGCCGUGAUCACAUGGUAUGGUCCAGUGGGGAUCCUGUUCCUCAUUGCGGGGAAGAUUGUGGAGAUGGAGGACAUGAGUGUGGUGGGUGGGCAGCUGGGUAUGUACACGGUCACUGUCAUCAUUGGCCUGCUGAUCCACUCUCUGGUGGUGCUGCCCGCCCUCUACUUCUGUGUCACACGCAAGAACCCCUUUGCGUUCAUCGGUGGAUUGGUGCAUGCCUUGGUUACCGCUCUCGGGACAUCCUCCAGUUCGGCCACACUGCCCAUCACAUUUCGAUGCCUGGAGGACAAGAUUGGUCUGGAUAAACGAGUCACCAGAUUUGUGUUGCCAGUGGGAGCCACGAUUAACAUGGACGGCACUGCUCUCUAUGAGGCCCUUGCUGCUAUUUUCAUCGCACAGGUUAACAACUUCGACCUCAACUUUGGGCAAAUACUCACCAUCAGCAUCACUGCCACAGCUGCCAGUAUCGGUGCUGCUGGAAUCCCCCAGGCAGGCCUGGUUACUAUGGUGAUCGUGCUGACAUCAGUGGGACUUCCUACAGACGACAUCAGUCUCAUCAUUGCAGUGGAUUGGUUCCUGGACCGACUGCGAACCACAACCAAUGUGCUGGGAGACUCGGUGGGAGCCGGCAUCGUGCAGCACCUGUCUCGCCAUGAACUCCAGGAAAUGGAUGCUGAAGUGGAGGAGAUGAAGAAACCUUACCAACUGAUGGGUCCGGAUCAUGAGAACGAGAGGGCCAUUGGCAGUGAGACCACCAUGUAGGGUGGGCUGAUCUAUCAGUGUCUGCUCCAGCCCCAGUAGAUACUGUGUCCCUUACACAUCAAUGUUUGCAAUGUCAUAGAAUCAUAGAGUCAUUCAGCACAGAAACAGGCCCUUCGGCUCACCCUGUCAAUGCUGUCCAUUAGGUACCCAUCUAUUCUAAUUCCAUUUACCGACACUUGGUCUGUACCCUUCUCUGCCUUGCUGAUUCAAGCGCUUGUGUAGAUUUUUUCAAUGUUGUGCGGGUCUCUGCCUGCACCACCCCCUCAGGCAGUGUGUUCCAGAUUCCAACCACCCUCUGGGGGAAAAAUUCUUCAUCAAAUGGGUCCUCUAAACCUACCAUGAACCUCCCUUCUCUAGUUCUAGGUACCUCGACUAUGGGGGAAAUGAUUCCAUCUAUCUACCCUCAAUGCCCCUUGUAAUUUGUUUACCUCUAUCACCUCGGCCUCCUCUGUAUGUAGGAAAACAGACCCAGUCUCUUGUCGUAACCCAAACGCUCUAUCCCAGGCAACACAUGGGGAAUCUUCUCUGUACACCACCUCCUUCCUGUUGCGUGGUACAUGGUAUCCAGCUGUGGCCCAAACACUGUUCUAUAACUUGCCUGUACUUUAUCUUCACUCAACAUAAUCAAGUCUGUUAAGUAUCAAAGUAGGAGUUCAUUCAGUAUGAGCAUGUGUGUGUGAGAGGGCAAAUGGUGCACAUAUGCAGUCUGAGCUCGUGUGUGUAUUCAAUGUGAGUGUACAGUCAGUGUGUGGAUACAGGUAGUUUGUGUGUGUUUAUGUGCUCACACAAACAAGGUGUGUGUGUGAACAUGUGUGCACACAGCCAAGGUGUGUAUGUGAAUGUG
Messenger RNA from Pristis pectinata (smalltooth sawfish), 2946 nucleotides. RefSeq names its product excitatory amino acid transporter 1-like. Lineage: Eukaryota; Metazoa; Chordata; Chondrichthyes; Rhinopristiformes; Pristidae. Gene Ontology annotation, molecular function: L-glutamate transmembrane transporter activity; glutamate:sodium symporter activity; neutral L-amino acid transmembrane transporter activity. Bases 537 to 2102 code for a protein of 521 amino acids. Gene Ontology annotation, cellular component: plasma membrane. Gene Ontology annotation, biological process: D-aspartate import across plasma membrane; L-aspartate import across plasma membrane; L-glutamate import across plasma membrane. The transcript is spliced from 12 exons. The record is from RefSeq and is a predicted model, not a curated record.